AGACCAACCAUACACACAAACACACAGCAGCAGGAAAACUGCAAAAUUCGACACCCUACCCCUUACUUUUGUCAGUAAACUUUCAUCUCCUUUCAUUCUUUCUUUCUUCUUUCUUCCUUUUCUCCUUUCCUAAAUUUACUGAAACUCAUUUUGACAAAAAAGAACGGAAUGAACAACCUUCAUUUCGAUGACUCCUCUCUAACAAUCAAUACCGAUGAGUUUAUUGACCUAAAUACAGCUUUGCUUGAAGAAGAAUUGCGAUCGUUGAAUGCUACACCUGAAUAUAACAAAAUCAGCUUGAAAAGCAUAGAUACACACGAGGCAGAAAGAAUUCGUCGCUCACUAGUGACUCCUGUUCCUCAAAGAUCAUCUGCAUCCAAGCAAACUGCUUCGCCCGAAUUUCAUUCCUUUUUAAAAAGUCCUACUAACUCAUGCUAUGCUGAGAGCAUUGCUUUAUUCAGAAAUUUGAGUGAUCAAGAUAACAAUAUUCUUGAUUUUGCUUAUACAAAUCUUGAUGAAAUAAUGAAGAACAUUGAUUUAGAAGAUGAUGUCACGCUUCUACACCAAGAAAAUUCCAAUGACCAGAAUACAUCAAGUUAUAAUUACACAAAUAGGGUUCCACAAAGCAAUAACAUACAGAAGCAACCUGUUCCGUCAGCAAGUAUUAAUGCACCACGAGACCAAUCUACUAAAAGGCCUGCAACAAACAGAUACAGUAUUGAUGCAGAUGGUCUAUCAAAACUUCAACAACAGCAGCAGAAAGCAAGUAACGUAAAGCGCUUAACUUCAAGCUUUGUAUUAAAGCCAUUGGACACUUCAAUAGCAGUAACCACCAAUAAACCACGCCCUGUAGCAGCUUAUAAAGCAAUCAAAAAUGUUCCUUCUAGAACUGAUAAUAUGACCAAACAACAAACUGAUAAAAGGCGCUGGAGCAGUUAUAUUCCCGAACAGGGCGGUAGUAGACAAAUGGAAGCACCAGUUAUCAAUAGAUUAGCGUCUUUGAACCUAGCGGAACAAUCAACAUCAGUACAAGUACCAAGACGUAACAACGCGAUUAAUACAGCUACUCCUACGAAGCCAACUCAUAAUACUGUUACCACAGCAACCAAAAAACCUAUAAAAGUAGCAGUUAAGCGAAUGUCUUCUUUAAAAUCGGAUAAGCCAAAAUUAUUGGCUUCUCUGCUACAUAAAAACAACGUUGAUUCUACCAAUGAACGAGAACGCACACAAGAAGAUAUCGAUCAGUAUAACCAAAGAAUCGCCUUACUGAAUAAGACUGAUAUGCCAACUGCGGCCGUAAAAAAGAGAGCAUCCAUUCACGGUUAUCUUUUAUUCAAGCAGCAGGAGCAUAAUCAGCAAAAUAAGAAUGCAGUGGUAUCAGAAACAGUAAUUCAAUCGGAAAAUGAGAGGAAGCUUCAACGGCGUCAUACCGUUCGCUUUAAUACCACACAAAAAGAGCGUAACUCUUUUCCAUUGGCAGAAACAGAGAAUAGCAUUUUGACUACCACGCCUCCUUCAAACAACUAUCCAACAUUGCUAGAUAAACGUUCGAAGCGAUUAUCAUUUCAGGGAACAGCUACUUAUGAUAAUAGAACUCCAAUAGUUGAACCCUCUGCCCGACAUCAACAUCACUUUUCCUUUCGGCCGAUCAUUAAAAAGGAGGUUACUACAUCUACCGUUACACAACAACACCAGCGACGCCAAAGAGCCUUAUCCGUUCCUGGGAGUCAUUCUAACUUACAAUUAAAAAACGCCGUAGAAAACCGCCCUACUUCAAUGCCCUUUGAUAAAACAGCAGCAGCAGAACCUUCUUCUUCAACUAUCAGGUACCGAAAAUCCAUGAUUGAGCCAUCGCAACAUGCAACAACAACUUUAUUAUCCUCCAGAUUUGAUCCUCCGCAAGUUGGUCGGUUUUCAGUAUUGAAUAACAAUGAAAAUCAACAAUCGAACGACCUUCACUUACUUCCAUCCGAAAGUAGCAGUGGCUUUUCUAACUCUACCGCCUCUUCCUCUUCUUAUACGAGCGGCAGAGGAGACGGAGGCGGAGGAGGGGUUUAUCGGGAUCCACCAACUCCACCUACACAUGCAGCUCUUAUUACGUCUACCCCUGCUUAUAUUAAAAGGAAUUCUAUGCCGUUAAUGGAUUCAAAUGAUAUCCCUGUACAGCAACUGUAUUCAAACAGCAACAAAUUUGAUCAUCACCGUUACAAUCGUCACUUAGGUCGUAUUUCAGAAGUUAACACAGCACCAUCCUCAGAUGGUUAUAGCGAUGUUUAUGACAUUCUUAACUUGUCUCCUCCGCCAGCUUUCUUUGGUACACAGGACCACCAAAGUGACGAGGUGGGUUACCAUCCAGAGGAGGAAGAAGAGGUUUACAACAAUUACGAUGCCACUUCACCUGUUUUUUACCAUACUUUACCUCGGAGACAGCACCGGCCCAUCCCUGCAGCUUCAGAGGAUAUUGGUGUUGUUUACAACACUCUGCCUCGUCGGCACCGUGUUAUAGCAGACGACGGUCAAACUUAUAAUAAAAAUAAGUCACAAGUAGAGGGCUAUGACCCCUCAUCAACAAAAUAUCAUUCAACUGCGCCCCAUCUGAAUCACUCAACUGUUACUACAAGUGACGGGUACCGUAAUCCAAUGAGAUCCUCAGCAAUAGCAGAAUAUCCAUUGCCUCCAGCCGUUCCAGCACACCGUUAUGAUGCACCUAGCCGACCGCUUUACGAUCGCUAUGCUACAGACAGUCGGGCAAACACCAGUGCAAAACGUUUAAGUCGAAAACUUAGCGCUGAGUACGUUACCGAGUCGGCCAAGAAAGUUUUAGCUUCCAUUCAAGAAAGAAGAAAAAAUGAACUCUACAAUGUCCAAAAGCUACAACGGCAACCAUCUGCCUACUAUACCCGUUAAAUUUAAUUUUACUUUAUCAUUUCUUAAUUUUUAAUCGUUUU
This is a messenger RNA of Mycotypha africana, 2948 nucleotides long. RefSeq lists its product as uncharacterized. The transcript is spliced from 3 exons. The record is from RefSeq and is a predicted model, not a curated record. Lineage: Eukaryota; Fungi; Mucoromycota; Mucoromycetes; Mucorales; Mycotyphaceae. The coding region runs from base 169 to 2907 and encodes 912 amino acids.